Molecule: messenger RNA, 999 nt
Organism: Sparassis crispa
Lineage: Eukaryota; Fungi; Basidiomycota; Agaricomycetes; Polyporales; Sparassidaceae
Exons: 3
Coding region: 1-999 (332 amino acids)
Molecular function (GO): catalytic activity
Source: RefSeq, a predicted model, not a curated record
AUGAGCCCACCAUCCUCGACGCUUCAGUGGAUUCUUCUCGCGCUCCCGACCACCAUCAUCGUCGCCUACCUCCUCACCGCCUUCCCAAUCACGUCCGCGCCGCUCAUCAUAUACCCGUCGCUUAACUCUCUUCCGGACACAUCUCCCAGCUGGAAAAUCUACCCUGAAGACUGCUACAAUGGCGGCGCGUACGCUCGCCUACCUCAUGGCAAAGUCCGCUACUGGCUCAUUGGCCCUGAAGACGGUGAACGUGUCGUUCUCAUCCAUGGGCUCUCAGUCCCUGCGUUCAUCUGGAAGGACGUCGCGCCCCAUCUCGCGGAGAAUGGCUUCCGAGUGCUGCUCUACGAUCUAUACGGGCGUGGCUAUACGGAUGCGCCAGAGACUACAUACGACACAAACUUGUACACCACCCAGCUCGCGAUGCUCAUGCAGUACGUCGGCUGGAACAACGCCCAUGUUGCAGGCGUCUCCAUGGGCGGUGGCAUCGCCACCGCGUUCAGCGCGCAAUUUCCGCACCUCGUGUCCUCCAAACUCGCGCUCAUAGCAUCCACAGGCCUCGCGCAGCCUGGAGAUCUUUCGCGUACAUCCAAGUUUCUCUCGUCGCCUCUGAUGCAGCAGUUCGCCUCUACUUUUCCGUUCCGGUGGUACCUGCAGUACCUUGCGCGAUGCCGGAAGGAUGAUGCACCUGCCGAUGCGUUAAUCCGGCUCCAGUCGGCGUAUCUCCCUGGUUUUAAUCCUGCUGUUGCCUCGUCCCUACGCGAUGGGCCGGUCCUCGGACUCGCGCCUGCGUUCGCACAACUGGGCCGCAGGACGGGUGCACAUGUACUCCUGAUGUGGGGUACGGCUGACAGAGUGGUUCCGUUCGUGAACGCCGCACGCGUCAAGAAGCUCAUUCCGCAUGCUGAGCUCGUGACGAUCGAGGGAGCGGGUCAUUCGCUCACCAUGAGCCACCCACAGGAGGUCGGGCGUACGCUUGUGCGCUUUUUCCGACAGGACUAG